AAAAUCAGUGAGACGUAGACACAAACACACGCACGCACACACGCACAGGGUUUAUGACUGGAGUACACUGACACCUCUGGUGAGGAAAGCAAGUAAGAAAGAGAAGCAAGGGAAAAGUUAAAGCUCCACGAUGCCUCGCUCAUUUUUGGUGAAAAGCAAAAAAUCCUCCUCUUAUCAUGCGCACCGCUUCGUGGACGCGGAUCUAAGUCACAAAGAUGCCGACGCAGUCACGGUGCCUGCUCCAUCAGAACCAAUGGAGCAAGACUCACCCAAGAAGAUGCCAUUGGAGUCUGUGACAGAAUCUGUUCACACAGAACCCUAUUCUUAUGUGAAGCAUGAAAACAAACCAGAGUGUCCCAUCCCAUUACGCCCUGAGCAGUCCGCCACAGCUGGCCAGCCUUAUUACAUUUCUGAGCCUCAGAUGGCAGAAUUCCCUCCCUUCUAUAAGCCAUCCUAUGCCUGGGAAACCCUGUCUUCUCCAUUUGACUUCAGGCAGCUAGGCUUCCGUUCGUCCAUCCUACAGCAUGCAUCCAACCUAUACGGGUCUGAAUUUAAGCAAAGCCAGGAAGAUCAGCAGCCACUGGAUUGCAGCACACACUAUUCACCUACCUCUGAUACCUAUCACUGCAUCACCUGUGAUAAGGACUUCUCAACUCCUCAUGGUCUGGAGGUCCACGUGAGACGUUCUCACAGUGGAACACGACCUUUUGGUUGCAGCAUCUGUAGAAAAACCUUCGGUCAUGCCAUCAGCUUAGAGCAACACAUGAACAUUCACUCUCAGGAAAGAAGCUUCGAGUGCAAAAUGUGCGGGAAGACGUUUAAGCGUUCCUCAACCCUGUCCACACACUUGCUGAUCCACUCAGACACUCGGCCCUACCCCUGCCAGUACUGUGGCAAGAGGUUCCAUCAGAAAUCCGACAUGAAGAAACACACCUACAUCCACACAGGUGAGAAACCACACAAGUGUCAGGUUUGUGGCAAGGCGUUCAGCCAAAGCUCCAAUCUCAUCACACACAGUCGCAAACACACCGGCUUCAAACCUUUCGGCUGCGAAAUCUGUUCGAAGGGCUUCCAGAGGAAAGUGGACCUCCGCAGACACCACGAGAGCCAGCAUGGCCUGAAGUGACCCCAUUAUGAAGGUGGACAAUUGCUGGCAUGAAGGCCAGGACUGCAAGAAAUUCAGUCUGAAGGGAACAACAGAGAUAUGAGUCACUAAUUACAUCUUCACAGACUGCAAGUACAAAAUGUUAAUGAACCACCUCUCCAAUAUCAAUAUCAACUGAAGUAAUUAUUUGCUUGCCAUGUUGCUUUUUUCAACACUUAAGUAAGGCCAUUGGUUAAAGUCCCCCACCCCUAACUUGAAAAGAUAAUGCAAAGCAAUGUAUUUUAUUAUACAAGGUCCUCUACCUGGGGCCCUUGUAAGCAUUUUAAAUGUGGUUUGAAUAAUUUCCAUUAAUAUAAUAUACUCUGAUAAGAGCACAACCUUUGAUAUUUUAUAUAAAUAAUAUUUAAGUGAGUUGUAAAUGUAUCCAAACGGGUAAUAUUUAUAAAAUGUCAUGUUCACGCAUUGUGUUGAAAAUGACGUAAGUAUGUGAAUAAAGUUUGCUUUAAUCUUUUUUAAAUCAAA
Molecule: messenger RNA, 1627 nt
Organism: Clarias gariepinus (North African catfish)
Lineage: Eukaryota; Metazoa; Chordata; Actinopteri; Siluriformes; Clariidae
Gene: gfi1b
Product: growth factor independent 1B transcription repressor
Exons: 7
Coding region: 131-1126 (331 amino acids)
Biological process (GO): regulation of transcription by RNA polymerase II
Molecular function (GO): RNA polymerase II cis-regulatory region sequence-specific DNA binding; DNA-binding transcription factor activity
Source: RefSeq, a predicted model, not a curated record